Messenger RNA from Daphnia pulicaria, 1642 nucleotides. RefSeq names its product cytochrome P450 4C1-like. The transcript is spliced from 12 exons. Gene Ontology annotation, molecular function: heme binding; monooxygenase activity; iron ion binding. Lineage: Eukaryota; Metazoa; Arthropoda; Branchiopoda; Diplostraca; Daphniidae. The record is from RefSeq and is a predicted model, not a curated record. The coding region runs from base 58 to 1587 and encodes 509 amino acids.
UACGAUUUAGUUCGUAAACGGGGAGAACGAAGGUCGAAGCAGGUAUACUCAGUGGUAAUGUUAGAAUUUGUGACACUGACGUCGCUGAUCUUCGUUGUUUUGGUCAUCUGGUAUUGGCUAUGGGAGUGCUCCUCUUUUGUCCGGCAAAUCGACCGCAUUCCUGGGCCGCCUAAAGUUCCAUUCUUUGGGAAUGUGUUUGGAAUUCCUCGAGAUGGCUCAGAAUUCCUCCAGACAUUGCAUGUUAAAUGGGUUGAACAAUACGGCCGCAUCUACAGGACAUGGAGAGGAGGAACUGCCAUCGUUGCGAUUUCAUCCCCUCAAUACAUUGAACGCAUCCUUACAAGCCAGAAGAAUAUCGACAAGAGCAGCUACUACGCUAUUAUGGAACCUUGGCUAGGCAAUGGCUUGUUAUUAUCAUCCGGUGACAAAUGGAAAAAGGAUCGCCGUCUGCUGACACCAGCGUUUCACUUUCAGAUUUUGGGAGAUUUUUUUGAAGUUUUUCAUAGAAAUGCUGAUAUCCUAGUGGAGCAGAUUAUCAACCAGCUGACAGACAGCGAGGAAAUUGACAUUUUUCCUAUGAUGUCACGCUGUACCUUGGAUAUCAUAUCCGAGGCUGCCAUGGGUAUUAAAGUUAAUACGCAAACCGAGUCGGAUUCAGAGUACAUCAAAUCGAUUGAUCGAGUGCAAGAAAUGACGCGAGGCAGAUUUUAUUCCGUCCUUGGCUUAUUACCAGAUUGGAUUUAUUUCUCGUUGACACCAAGUGGGAGAAAACUUGGUAAACACAUCCAGACACUACACAGCUUCACAAUGAAGGUCUUGCGCGAUAGAAAACAACAAAUCGAAAAUGCUCAGACGGAUGAAGAAAUCGACCCGGUUGAUGAUUCGGAUGAGUUGACAAUUAGCGCUCGGAGGAGGAAACCUUUUUUGGAUUUAUUGUUGGAAACCGCUAAACGAGGAACGGAGUUGAGCGAGUCAGACAUUCUCAGCCAAGUCGACACUUUUAUGUUUGCGGGACAUGAUACCACCUCGGUUGCUCUCACUUGGUUUUUGUAUUGCAUGGCAACUCAUCCGGAAGAGCAGGAACGCGUCUAUGAAGAACUGCUGGAAUGUUUCGGCGAUUCAGACCGGCAUUGUGCCUUGGAAGAUUUGCCUCAUUUGAAAUAUCUCGAGUGUUGCAUGAAAGAGUCCAUCCGCCUUUACCCUAGCGUCGCCAACUUCCGUCGACAAAUCAGCGAACAAGUUCAACUGGGCGACUUUACUCUUCCGGUCGGAGCUUCGGUUAGCGUUCAGGUUUAUGCGCUUCAUCGUAAUAAAGAACUCUUUCCCGAUCCUUUGUCUUUCAAGCCGGAACGAUUUCAAAAGGAGCAGAGCAUCGGACGACAUCCUUUUGCUUUUAUUCCCUUUAGCGCCGGACCCCGAAAUUGCAUCGGACAGAAAUAUGCAGUUUACGAAGAGAAGGCUAUAUUAAUCGCUCUCUUACGUAAAUUUCGGUUCAGUAUAGAUAAGCGUCACCUGCCGGUCAAAGAGACUCACGGCAUCAUUAUGAAACCGGCCGGUGGGAUGCCUCUGUUAAUUACGUUGCGUUAAAAAUAGUUUGUCGAUUUCGUUGACUAUGAAUAAAAAGAGUUAUGCCGCUAAAUAA